This is a messenger RNA of Atta colombica, 2101 nucleotides long. RefSeq names its product protein regulator of cytokinesis 1-like. Gene Ontology annotation, cellular component: spindle; mitotic spindle midzone; cytoplasm. Lineage: Eukaryota; Metazoa; Arthropoda; Insecta; Hymenoptera; Formicidae. Gene Ontology annotation, biological process: mitotic spindle midzone assembly; microtubule cytoskeleton organization. The transcript has 2 exons. Gene Ontology annotation, molecular function: microtubule binding. The record is from RefSeq and is a predicted model, not a curated record. Bases 101 to 2029 code for a protein of 642 amino acids.
UACUGUGGCGUCGUUUCCUGAAGAAAGUGACGCGUGUGAAUUUCUUUCGUGCAAUAGGUUGACAUUUUCUAGAGAUUGAGAAAAUAAAGAGAUAGGAAUAAUGGCCGAUCAACCGGAGUGGAAGCCUGUCGUGCAAAAAAUAGUCAAGGAACUCGAACAGGCAUUUGACGUGCUGCAGAAAACUUGGGAAGGCAUUGGAUGCACCAAGGAUAUGCGAUCGACGUACUAUGACCAAGCGCAUAGUCACGUAAAGGAAUUAUUAAACGACAUGGUCGCCGAGGCACAGUCAAAGCAGCAGCUGUUGUUUGCUAACAUACAGGAUCUCUUCAAACAAACAACGUCAUUGUAUGCAGAAUUGCAAAUGGAGGUGAUAUCCAAAACAUAUGAUCAUGUCCCUUUGUGCAAAGUCGAACAAAUUCUUCAAACAGAUUUACAAAAUUUAGAAUGCAUAAAGAAAGAACGUAUUGUAAUUCUCAAGGAAUUAUUAUCGAAAGAACAAGAAAUUUGCAAGAAGCUCGGCUGCAAAGCGUUAAACAUAGUUGAGGAUGUUGUACCUACGGAGCAAGAUCUUGAGAGUUUUAAACUUUAUCUACAAAAGCAAGAGAUUGAGAAAACACAUUUGGAGAAUGUUUUUACAGAUAUACGUCGUUCUAUAAUCAAAAUGAUGAAUGAUUUGGAAAUAUCUCCAUCGCCAUUUAUAGAGUUAGUCUGCAACAAUCCUGAGGAGUUUGUGCUGAAUACGAAUAAUAUGACAAAACUAAAAGAAUAUAGGGAUGAAUUGAGUAUGCAGAUAGAAGAUACAAAGUGUUGCAUCGAAAAAAUGAAGGAAGAUUUAUUGGCAUUAUGGAAAUAUCUUGACGAGCCUGACGAUGUUUGUCAAUCAUUCCUUGAAAAAUAUCCUGGAUACAACACUAAUACCAUAAAUGCUCUUGCAGCAGAAAUAAAGCGUUGUAAGGAAAAAAGAAAAGAGAAUAUCCUCAAAUAUGUCACACAGAUUAGAUAUGAACUGCUAAAUUUAUGGGACUUAUGUAAAUACUGUGAAGCAGAAAGAAACACAUUUGCACCAUUUUUUUCUAACACAUUCACAGAGGAUCUGUUAUCGUUGCAUGAGUUAGAAGUGGAGAGACUGCGCAAAUUUUAUAACGAUAAUCGAACGAUAUUUGAGCUUCUAGAACAACGUGAAAAUUUGAUAACGAAAGUUAAGGAUUUGCUUCAGCGAGCAAACAAUCCCGAUCGCUAUCACAAUCGCGGAGGCCAAUUGUUGAUGGAAGAAAAAGAGCGCAAUGCUAUACAAAGGAAGUUACCCAAAAUAGAAGUAGAACUGAGGAAGUUGAUUAAGGAAUACGAGACUACUCAUAAUCAGAUGUUUACUAUUUAUGGCACAUCGUUGGAAAAUGUUUUAGCAGAGAGUUGGGAAAGUGUCACUCUCGAGAGAGAGUCGAAGAAAAAGGCAAGGAAAGAGGCAAAAGAUAAAUCAAUUAAGAAAUCGCCUUUAAAUAGUUCUAAGCGAACGCCAGGUAUGUUGAGCGUUCACAGAGGGCCAGCACUAGGGUUAUCGAAACGUAAACUUUUCAGCCCAUCUCCCAAUUCGUCAUUAAAACGCAGAAAUAAAAAUGGCGACAAGAAUAAACCUACUAUCACUGUAUCCAAAAUCAGAAGGAGCGGAAGACUUCCAAAGAUUGGUCAAAAAUCAGGCAGAUCUUCCAAAGGCGGACAAAAAAGAAAAGAAUCGCAGUCACCUGUUAAUAGCAUCACAGAUACGACAUAUAAUCAGUUUCAGGGUCAUAUGACGGACAGAGAGGAAUUGCACAGCUCAAUGUUGCCAGAACAGAUACUAAGGAGUGCUAAUAGACUCAAUAUCAACAAGACACCAGUUCGAACACCCAUGAAACCAUUGAGGAAACAUCUUUCUGCCACAACAACACCAUCUUUCACUCCUCUCUCUGCACGCAAAACACCGCACAGCCCCAGAGUCAUUAACACCCCGAAAUUAGCGACGGCCCCGAGUAACUUGCCUUUCAUCUUUUAAAUGAGAUCGAAAUAAUAUAUAUUUUUUUAUAUUAUGACAUAAUAAAGCAAAACUACAUUGUUUAAUAGUCUA